Molecule: messenger RNA, 1664 nt
Organism: Eptesicus fuscus (big brown bat)
Lineage: Eukaryota; Metazoa; Chordata; Mammalia; Chiroptera; Vespertilionidae
Gene: KICS2
Product: KICSTOR subunit 2
Exons: 3
Coding region: 46-1383 (445 amino acids)
Biological process (GO): cellular response to glucose starvation; negative regulation of TORC1 signaling; protein localization to lysosome
Cellular component (GO): KICSTOR complex
Source: RefSeq, a predicted model, not a curated record
CGAGGGAGAGCUGAGCCACGUGGGUGGAGCUGGAGCGCGGCUCGCAUGGGGGAGUCUAUCCCGCUGGCCGCCCCGGUCCCGGUGGAACAGGCUGUGCUGGAGACAUUCUUCUCUCACCUGGGUGUCUUCUCUUACGACAAGGCCAAGGACAAUGUGGAGAAGGAACGAGAGGCCAACAAGAGCGCGGGGGGCAGCUGGCUGUCGCUGCUGGCGGCCUUGGCCCACCUGGCCGCAGCCGAGAAGGUCUAUCACAGCCUCACCUACCUGGGGCAGAAACUAGGGGGCCAGUCUUUCUUCAGCAGGAAGGACUCCAUCCGCACCAUCUAUACUUCCCUGCAUAACGAGCUGAAGAAGGUGGUGACUGGCCGGGGCACCCUGGGAGGGACCGCUCCUCACGUGGAAGAACUCCUUUCCCACCUGUCAGAGCAGCUCUGCUUCUUUGUUCAGGCGCGGAUGGAGAUUGCAGACUUCUAUGAGAAGAUGUACACCCUCAGCACACAGAAGUUCAUCAAUGCUGAAGAGCUCGUUGGCCUUUUGGACACCAUCCUCAAGAAAUACAGCUCCAGAUUUCACCACCCAAUCCUCAGCCCUUUGGAGAGCAGUUUCCAGCUGGAAGUCGAUGUCCUGAGUCAUCUCCUGAAAGCCCAGGCUCAGGUCUCCGAGUGGAAGUUCCUGCCGUCUCUGGUUAACUUGCACAGCGCUCACACCAAGCUGCAGACCUGGGGCCAGAUCUUUGAAAAGCAGCGGGAGACCAAGAAACAUCUGUUUGGAGGGCAGUCUCAGAAGGCUGUUCAGCCCCCACACCUUUUCCUUUGGCUGAUGAAACUCAAAAACAUGCUUCUUGCCAAAUUUAGUUUCUACUUUCAUGAGGCACUGAGCCGACAAACGACUGCUUCAGAAAUGAAAACGUUGACUGCAAAAGCCAACCCAGACCUGUUUGGAAAGAUUUCCAGCUUCAUCAGGAAAUACGAUGCUGCCAACGUGUCUUUAAUCUUUGAUAACCGAGGGUCUGAGAGCUUUCAGGGUCACGGCUAUCACCACCCCCAUUCCUACAGAGAGGCCCCCAAGGGUGUGGACCAGUAUCCAGCCGUAGUGUCUCUGCCCAGCGACAGGCCUGUCAUGCACUGGCCCAACGUCAUCAUGAUCAUGACGGACCGCACCUCCGACCUGAACAGCUUGGAGAAAGUGGUUCACUUCUACGAUGACAAAGUUCAGAGCACCUACUUCCUCACCCGCCCAGAACCCCACUUUACCAUUGUCGUCAUUUUCGAGUCAAAGAAAUCUGAGAGAGACUCCCACUUUAUUUCCUUCCUCAAUGAGCUCUCACUUGCCCUUAAGAACCCCAAGGUUUUUGCAAGUCUGAAACCUGGAUCCAAAGGUUAGCAGGUUAUCUAUGCGAAAGGUUUUCAAGAGAAGAAAUUGUGUUCUUAAUUGCUCUAAUGAUCUACAAUGGUCCGUGAUUAGGGUUUCGAUCCACUCAUGCUUCUUUCAGAGCUAAAUUAAAGACAAAGCCUCCCUAAUUGUGUCACACACUUUAUAUGCAAUUAAGGCCAAUUAAGUAAAGCAGGGUCCUCAAACUAUGGCCCGCGGGCCACAUGCGGCCCGCCGAGGACAUUUAUCCGGCCCGCUGGGUGUUUUUGCCGCCGCUGCCUGUCCUGCUUAGC